This is a messenger RNA of Ailuropoda melanoleuca (giant panda), 2371 nucleotides long. RefSeq names its product activating transcription factor 3 (gene ATF3). The record is from RefSeq and is a predicted model, not a curated record. Lineage: Eukaryota; Metazoa; Chordata; Mammalia; Carnivora; Ursidae. Gene Ontology annotation, cellular component: nucleus. Bases 592 to 1137 code for a protein of 181 amino acids. Gene Ontology annotation, biological process: regulation of transcription by RNA polymerase II. Gene Ontology annotation, molecular function: RNA polymerase II cis-regulatory region sequence-specific DNA binding; DNA-binding transcription factor activity, RNA polymerase II-specific. The transcript is spliced from 4 exons.
GAGCGCGGCGAGAGUGGCCCGCUUUCGUUCCCUUUGCGCCCCUCUAAUAAGCAGUCCUGCGACCCCUGCGCCCGUCCCCGACCGCGCACCCAGCCUCCGGCUGCGAAAGAACUCUGGCCGAACUUCUGCCAGACAGGGCUGCUCCUCAGCGCUUCGGAAAGUUUCUCGCAGAGAACUUUCUCUUUUGACUUGGGGCGCGAAAGGUUCGCGGUGACGGAGAGGGCGGGCGCGGGCUCCGCAGCCCCGCUCCUCUCCGCCCUCGGCGCUUGCUUACCUCGCCCGCAGCGGGCGUGUGGGGAAGUGGGUGAGCGGGGGUGGCCGAGGCUCUGCGGCUCGCUGUCCCGCUCAUCCUUCGCUUCGUGCCGGGCACCGCCAUUCCCGCGCCCAGCCUUCCCGGGGCCCGCGGCGAGGCGGAGAGGCGGCGAGGCCGGGUGCCGGCGGAGCUGCUGCCCCAGGAACCGGACUGAAUGAAUGGGAAAGGGACGCGCGAGCCGGGGUCGCGGGCGCGGCCGCUGGGGGUCGCCCUGCGCUCCCUGGAGCGCUGGGCCGCGGGACCGCGCCUGAGCCUGGAGCGAAAGUUAGUUGGGCAAAAUGAUGCUUCAGCACCCAGCCCAGGUCUCUGCCUCGGAAGUCAGUGCGUCUGCCAUCGUCCCCUGCCUGUCCCCUCCUGGGUCACUGGUGUUUGAGGAUUUUGCUAACCUGACACCCUUUGUCAAGGAAGAGCUGAGGUUCGCCAUCCAGAACAAGCACCUCUGUCACCGGAUGUCCUCUGCGCUGGAGUCGGUCACUGUCAGCGGCAGACCCCUCGAGAUGGCAAUCACGAAAGCCGAGGUAGCCCCUGAAGAAGAUGAAAGGAAAAAGAGGCGGCGGGAAAGAAAUAAGAUCGCCGCUGCCAAGUGCCGCAACAAGAAGAAGGAGAAGACAGAGUGCCUGCAGAAAGAGUCGGAAAAGCUGGAGAGCGUGAACGCCGAACUGAAGGCCCAAAUCGAGGAGCUCAAGAACGAGAAGCAACAUUUGAUAUACAUGCUCAACCUUCACCGGCCCACGUGUAUUGUCCGGGCUCAGAAUGGGCGGACUCCGGAAGAUGAGAGAAACCUUUUUAUCCAACAGAUAAAAGAAGGAACAUUGCAGAGCUAAGCAGUUGUGGUGUGGGGGCAACGGGGGAGUCCUCAUCGAAACCUUCGACAUCCCAAACCCUGAAGCCACUGGAGAUCUGACUCCCUGUGCACCUCUGGCGUCGCAGCCGUGAAGAACCGUCAAGGCGGAAGAGCCCUUGGUGACUCAGCUGGGCCUUUCCUCUCUGCACCAGAGCGGACUGUGGACCAGGACAAGGGCAUCUUUUUGUCUCAACUCCAGGUUUUAGGCCUUCACGUACUGGCUAGUCUUGGGUGCUGCAGUUGGCCCCUGGUCAGGGUCCUGCCCAUCUUCUGCCUGGAUUCUACAGAAACCAGGACUCUCACCAUUAGGACUCAUGCUGAAGAAGUGUCUGUACCUUGGGUGGAUGGAGUGGGGCCACGGCCACUCACAGGAGAGACAGAGUGAGAACGGCAUUUAGCAACGUUGUACAAUGGCCAGGGUUGUGCUUUCUAGCAAACGUGCUAUUACGUACCGGAAUUACUAUGUGCAAGGCACCUGUGUCAAAGCUAGGCAUUGUGCUCUCCUGAGGUUUGUUUUGCACGACACUGGUGUGAUUUUCCUCAGAUCUGUUUCUGAGAGUGUGGGGGGCGAUCACCAUAUGCAGUGUCUUCCAGAAUGUUGAAGUGGCCAGAAGAGCUUGUCCGCCCCGGGAGAACAGAAUUCUGCUGGCAAGCAGGCAGUUUUGUGUCAACAGAGAAAGCCACCUUUCCCUUGGCACCCAGGCAUUAACGCAAAACUCAUGGGCACGACCACAGGUGCUCUGUCACAAACUCAGUUACAAUGUCACAGAAAGAAAGCAGGAAGUCCAACUUCCAGAGGGCUAGGACUCUCCCCUCAGUGACUUAGGUCAGGAGUUAUUUCUAGGCCAGAAGAGCCAACAAAUAUUCCAUUUUCCUUUUCCCGCAGUUGAAAACCACAUUCAGUGGAGACAAGUUUGAAGCCAGCUGAUGCCUAGGCUUUAGCAUUAUUGGAUGUUAGUGGCAUUGUUUGUCAUGCAGAUGUUUGUAGAAAUCUGGCCCAGAGCAUUGAUAGCUGUGAGAGGUCAUUCACACUGGCCACAGGACUCUGGCUACUGUCUGUUUAAAUUCUGAUGUUUCUGUGAAAUCCUCAGAGUGUUUAAUCCUACUCAAUAGUAUCAUUACAAUUUUCUGUAAGAGAAAAUAUUACUUAUUUAUCCUAGUAUUCCUAACCUGUCGAUAUAAUAAAUAUUGGAGCCAAGACAUGGUAACCUUAA